Messenger RNA from Cyphellophora attinorum, 2133 nucleotides. RefSeq names its product Dipeptidyl-peptidase 5. Lineage: Eukaryota; Fungi; Ascomycota; Eurotiomycetes; Chaetothyriales; Cyphellophoraceae. Bases 1 to 2133 code for a protein of 710 amino acids. The transcript is spliced from 3 exons. Gene Ontology annotation, molecular function: serine-type endopeptidase activity. Gene Ontology annotation, biological process: proteolysis. The record is from RefSeq and is a predicted model, not a curated record.
AUGGUCGCAACAGCGAAAAAGUUCACCCCAGAGGUGAUGCUACAAGCUCCACGACGAGGACCAGCAACGCCUUCCCCGGACGGCAAGCUUGCUAUAUUCUCACAGAGCACAUAUUCAUUCGACAGCCACUCAAAGGUGAAUGAGAUUGGCGUACUAGACAUCACCAAUGGUCAAACUCUGAUCAUCAGCAAAGACAGCAAGGCCAGCGAGUCAACAUGGCUUGGGAGCGGAUAUGAGGUUGUGUGGCUGAAGGAGCUCGAGAAUGGCAACACCUCUUUCAUCAUCGCGGAUGCCAGUCAGCCCGGGAAGUCUUACACAGCGGGCACAGUGCCGGGUCCCGUAAGCAACUUGAAGGUGUAUACAAUCAAGCCUGGCAUGGUCGCUAUUGCCGUCGCUGGCCAAGCCAAUCCGGAUGGCACGCUGUACAGCCCAAAGGACGAACAGAAGCCCCAUUCCUCUGCUCGAAUCUACGACUCUCUCUUCGUUCGCCAUUGGGACCGCUAUGUCACCAAUCAGCGCUCGACGAUCUUCACUGGUGUGCUGCAGAAGUCGUCCCCGAAGGUAACCUCAAGGCCCGGACGAUAUCAUCUCAUGGGCUUUCAAAAUGCUCUGGCAGGUAGCAAGCUGGAGAGCCCAAUCCCACCUUUCGGCGGCGCAGACCAUUUCGAUGUCGGCAGCCAGGGUAUUUGCUUUGUGGCAAAGGACCCAGAUGUUGAUCCUGCUAUCCAUACGAAGUGUAAUUUAUACUUCAUCAACAAGGAAGACUUCAUGGAGUUGGGCUCGCCGGAACCAAUAAAGCUUGGCGAGCUUCGCGGCUUCGAUGGCGCUGCUACCUCUCCUGUGUUUUCGCCUGAUGGGAAUCAUAUUGCCUUCCUGAAGAUGAAGACAGACGGCUACGAGUCCGACAAGAACCAUAUCGUCUUGAUACAUAACUUUGCCGGCCUCGCCACUGCCUCGGAACCACUGGCAUCAGGCGACGGGAAUGGCUCAUGGGACCGGUCACCACGCAGUAUCGCUUGGGCUAAUGACGGCAAAGCACUGAUCCUGGAAACAGAAGAUGUUGGAUGUGGCUGCCUUUUCAGGCUUGACCUCACGCCCCCACCAGGCCCAGGCUGGAAGCCCACGAAGCUCACCUCUGGCGGCAACGUUGUUGCUGCGGCUCCCGCCUCGUCCGACUCGCGCUUGCUGUUUAUCUCAAGCAAUAGCCUGGUUGACAGCAGCACUUACACCAUCAUUGAUCCCGUCGACCCAGUAAAUGCCCGUGUGGUCUCUUCGCUGACCGGCGAUGGGUCAAUGUUCGGUCUGUCGCCAGCGCAAGUCUCCAGUCUCUGGUGGAAGGGCGCAAAUGACCAUUCGGUCCAUGCUUGGAUGGUCAAGCCGUCCUUCUACAAAGCAGGCGAGAAGUAUCCUCUUGCCUACUUGAUUCAUGGUGGGCCACAAGGCGCUUGGAAUGAUUCGUGGUCGACACGAUGGAACCCAUGCAUUUUUGCGGAACAAGGCUAUAUCGUGAUCGCGCCCAACCCAACGGGCUCGACAGGCUACGGGCAAGGAUUCACCGACGCAUCCGGACUCAGUGGGGAGGUCUUCCACACGUCUCGCGCUGUGGCGCUAGGUGCCAGUUACGGCGGAUACAUGAUGAACUGGAUCCAAGGACACGAUCUAGCGAAGAAGUUCAAAGCGCUUGUUUGCCAUGAUGGAGUCUUCAGUCUUACCGCUCAACUUUCGACUGACGAAUUAUAUUUCCCGGUCCAUGACCUCGGCGGUCCGUUAUGGAAGAAACAAGAUACUUGGGAACAGUGGGAUCCGAGUCGUUUCAUUGGCAACUGGAACACGCCAAUGUUGGUCAUCCACUCGGAGCUCGACUACAGACUCACCAUGGCGGAGGGCUUGGCCGCUUUCAAUGUGCUGCAGAUGCGAGGCGUCGAGUCUCGUUUCCUCUCGUUUCCGGAUGAGAAUCAUUGGGUGCUGAAGCCUGAGAACUCUCGAGUCUGGCACCACCAGGUCAUCAAUUGGAUCAAUCACUACGUUGGCCUGCCCAAGCUGCUGGACAAGGAAGGAAAGGACGACUCUGAGUAUGUCAAGCAAGCCCGCCGUGCUUAUCCAACAGCAGUGCCGGCGCUUGGUCUUGAUUGA